Messenger RNA from Peromyscus leucopus (white-footed mouse), 3125 nucleotides. RefSeq names its product golgi associated, gamma adaptin ear containing, ARF binding protein 1 (gene Gga1). Gene Ontology annotation, cellular component: trans-Golgi network. The record is from RefSeq and is a predicted model, not a curated record. Lineage: Eukaryota; Metazoa; Chordata; Mammalia; Rodentia; Cricetidae. Gene Ontology annotation, biological process: intracellular protein transport; vesicle-mediated transport. Gene Ontology annotation, molecular function: phosphatidylinositol binding; small GTPase binding; ubiquitin binding. The transcript is spliced from 18 exons. Bases 407 to 2383 code for a protein of 658 amino acids.
GACUUCAGAGCCCUUCAGAAACAUGGCCCCGGAGCGUUGUCCCGGAAGCGGUCACGGGUCUCUGCGUGACGCUGACCGAGUGAGAGCGUCCCGCGGUGUUUCUAUGGUGCCGCCCGCAACCCCCAGGCUCUCCGCUUCCUUUCCCGCCUGAACGCCGGGAGCUGCGAGGCCGCCGGCGGACCCCACCCGCGAAGCGGCCGGGCGCCCGGGGGGAAAGGGUUUGGCCAGGAGGUGGCGCUCUGGGCGGCCCCGCCCGCGUCUCGAUGGUGCCCGGCGCUCCAGCGCCCCGUCCCGACUCCUCCGGGCGGACGCGGCCCCUUUAACCGGCCGUGGGCGGGGCCGAGGAGUUCCCGCGAGAGCGGUGGGGGGCCGGGGGGCGGCGCCGAGGCCGGGGGGCCCGUGGCGGAUGGAGCCCGCGAUGGAGCCGGAGACGCUGGAGGCGCGAAUCAACAGAGCCACAAAUCCCCUGAACAAGGAGCUGAACUGGGCCAGCAUCAACGCUUUCUGCGAACAGCUCAACGAAGACUUUGAGGGGCCUUCACUCGCCACCCGCUUGCUGGCCCACAAGAUCCAGUCCCCGCAGGAGUGGGAGGCCAUCCAGGCCUUGACGGUUCUGGAAGCAUGCAUGAAGAGCUGCGGCAAGCGGUUCCACGAUGAGGUGGGCAAGUUCCGCUUCCUGAACGAGCUCAUCAAGGUCGUGUCUCCCAAGUACUUGGGCUCCCGGACGUCAGAGAAGGUGAAGAAUAAGAUCUUGGAGCUGCUGUACAGCUGGACGGUCGGCCUGCCUGAGGAGGUGAAGAUUUCAGAAGCCUACCAGAUGCUGAAGAAGCAGGGGAUUGUGAAGUCUGACCCCAAGCUUCCAGAAGAUGCCAUCUUCUCCCUCCCGCCUCCACGGCCCAAGAAUGUGAUCUUUGAAGAUGAGGAGAAGUCCAAGAUGCUGGCCCGCCUGCUGAAAAGCUCACACCCAGAGGACCUCCGGGCUGCCAACAAGCUCAUCAAGGAGAUGGUGCAGGAGGACCAGAAGCGGAUGGAGAAGAUCUCAAAGCGGGUGAAUGCCAUCGGGGAGGUGAACAACAGCGUGAAGCUGCUGACAGAGAUGGUGAUGAGCCACAGCCAGGGAGCCACCGCCAGCAGCAGUGAGGACCUCAUGAAGGAACUGUACCAGCGCUGUGAGCGCAUGCGGCCCACACUCUUCCGAUUGGCCAGUGACACAGAAGACAAUGACGAGGCUUUAGCUGAGAUCCUGCAGGCUAACGACAAUCUCACCCAGGUGAUCAACCUGUACAAGCAGCUGGUCCGGGGUGAGGAGGUCAAUGGCGACGCCACAGCCAGCUCCAUUCCUGGGAGUACCUCAGCCCUGCUGGACCUCUCAGGCCUGGACCUCCCUCCCUCGGGCACCACAUACCCAGCCACGCCCACCCACCCUGGCAACCAGAGCAGUCCAGAGCAGCCCAGUGCCUCGGUGUCCCUGCUGGAUGACGAGCUCAUGUCUCUGGGCCUAAGUGACCCCACACCACCUUGCCCCAGCUCCGACAGUGUGGGAUGGAACAGCUUCCAGGUGACUUGGGGGUCCCCUGAGCAUGCAGCUCCAGCCAGGCCCAGUGUUCCGCCUCACGACCAAGUGUCCUCAGAUGGCGCUGAACCCUCGGUCCCCCCUCCAGCCCAGGCCCCCAGCGUGGACUGCCGACCCCCAGCACAGGCACCCCCACCAACCAGCAGCGGCCUGGACGACCUGGACCUCUUGGGGAAGACCCUCCUGCAACAGGCACUGCCCCCGGAAGCCCAGCAAGUGCGGUGGGAGAAGCAGCAGCCAGCCCCCCGGCUCACUCUCCGUGACCUGCAGAGUAAGGGCAGCUGCAGCUCGCCCAGUCCAGGAGCCACCAGCCUCCUCCACAACACGUCCCCAGAGCCCCCUGGGCCUCCACCACAGCCAGCACCCACCGAGCUCUCCUUAGCCAACAUCACUGUGCCCCUGGAGUCCAUCAAACCCAGCAGCAUCCUGCCGGUGACAGUUUAUGACCAGCAUGGCUUCCGCGUCCUCUUCCACUUUGCUCGGGACCCACUGCCAGGGCGCUCUGACGUGCUGGUGGUGGUGGUCUCCAUGCUGAGCACUGCCCCCCAGCCCAUCCGCAACAUUGUUUUCCAGUCGGCUGUCCCUAAGGUCAUGAAGGUGAGGCUGCAGCCUCCUUCGGGCACAGAGCUACCGGCAUUUAACCCCAUCGUCCACCCCUCAGCCAUCACCCAGGUCCUGCUCCUUGCUAACCCCCAGAAGGAGAAGGUUCGCCUUCGCUACAAGCUCAUCUUCACCAUGGGCGACCAGACCUACAACGAGAUGGGAGAUGUGGAUCAGUUCCCCCCUCCAGAAACCUGGGGGAGCCUCUAGGACAGGGGGGCUGGAGAGAGGAGGGCAACAGGACCCAGUCCUGCUCAGCCUGGGCUUCUCUCCUUCCUGUGACCCCCAGUGACUUCCCUCUCCCUAGGCCUCUUCUCCUGCUGAGCCAAACCCGGCAGGAGGCUGGGCCUGGGUUUGCCAUAGCUGCUGGGAUCCCCGUCACCAGUGGGAGCCUGGAACAGGGAGGGGCUGUGUGCCCUGGAAAGACUCUCGGGAGUGAGGGAAGAAGCAUGGCUGUUAGGCCCAGCUCUGACCCCAGCCUGAGGUGGGGUCUUCCCCACCUGUCUUUUAUGCCUUACGGAAAGGCCCAGCCAUAACUUGGAGGCCAUGCUGGAGCUGGGACCAGCCCGGGCCUCCUCUGUGGGACCCAGUGACUGGGGUAAUGCCCACGCCCUAGCUGUUUGCACUUGGUGUGUGGUUUGGCUCUUUGCUUUGCUUUUGGAAUGGCCCUGUGGUCACAGAGCUGAAGGAGCUCCACUCAGCUCCUGUCCCUCUGGAGGCCUCCCUCUGCUCUCAGGCCUCCUGCAGGGCCAUGGGAACUUGAAAGCAAAGCCAGAGGACAUGCCCUCCUGGAGGGCCAUGGAACUCCCAGAGUUCCAUGCUUCAUUCAUCAGCUUCUGCUGGGGCCUCCUGUGAGCACCUCACAUCUGCCCACCCGUCUGUGGUCAAAAGUAGGGUCUGUGUGGGUGACAGCGGGAGUAUUUAUGAAAUAAAAUGACCUUUUCCUGGAGCA